Molecule: messenger RNA, 1179 nt
Organism: Mercenaria mercenaria
Lineage: Eukaryota; Metazoa; Mollusca; Bivalvia; Venerida; Veneridae
Product: neurotensin receptor type 1-like
Exons: 1
Coding region: 1-1179 (392 amino acids)
Biological process (GO): G protein-coupled receptor signaling pathway
Cellular component (GO): plasma membrane
Molecular function (GO): G protein-coupled receptor activity
Source: RefSeq, a predicted model, not a curated record
AUGGAUUUUAACGUGACGCAUAAUGUCAGUGACAACAGUAGUUUUGACGGUCACCAAAUAUCCGAGAAUGUCCAUUCCCCAUGGAUCAAAGCAGCACAAGUUAUGAGAAGUGUUGUUAUUCCUGUGAUAGCUGGAGUCGGGUUGGUUGGAAACACUCUGUCACUGAUGGUGUUCUUGUCAAGACGUAUGAGAAAAUCACCUUGUUCUGUGUUCCAGGCGGCUCUGGCUAUAGUGGACAAUACUUUCUUGUUUGGUUUGCUGAUAACUUGGAUGGACGGAGAAUGCCAUGCUUUUCUUACAGUUGACUUGGCUUGCCAACUUCUGAUAUUCAUUACAUAUGUGACAAGUUUUCUGAGUGUUUGGUUUAUAGUAGGAUUCACAUGUGAACGGUUUCUUGCUAUUUAUUUUCCACUCAAAUGUAAAUACAUAUGUAACUCAUUUCGGCAAAAGGUAAUUGUAGUAGUUCUAACAUUAACAGCUAUUGUUUUGUACAUAUUCACUUUCUGGAUGUUUGAAAUGAAGCAGUGGAAUAGUUCCUUGAAAUGUAUGUUUAAAACCGAGCAUUAUAAAUUGUUGAACAUUGUAGUGUGGAUAGAUACGUUUUUGACAAUGGUUAUUCCAUUUAUACUAAUUACUGUGCUAAAUGCAUUGAUAGUAAGAGCUGUUUUCAACAGUCCAGAGAGACGAGAAAGUCUUUCUUUAAGAUCUUUAUCUUCUAACAGUUCUUCAAUGGAAUCAAACGAAAGAAGAAUCAGAACUCGGCAUCUUGAACAAAGAUCUUCACAACAGCCUUAUUCCUCCGCACUUCAGCGAAACGGUUUUGGACAUUUCGGACACAGAUCACAAAUACGAGUGACAAAAAGAUUACUUCUUGUUUCAUCCAUGUUCUUAUUACUGAACCUUCCCUCCCAUAUAAUGAGACUUCACAAUUUGAUUGUUUCUGCAACAUCAAACACUAUCACCAUCACUCCACGUUUUUUCUUUCUUCAAGAACUCACACUUAUGUGGUACUACACAACGUUCAGUUGCAAUUUCUUUUUGUACGUGCUUAAAGGAUACAACUUUAAAGAGACGUUAUUUCACGUUCUCCGCUGCCGAAAAAGCAAGGAAAGUUUCAGAAAGGAAAUGUUAUCAAAAUUUAAAUCAACCACUACAGGGAACCACGAAACGUUUCAUUAG